Messenger RNA from Uranotaenia lowii, 1614 nucleotides. Its product is annotated as gastrula zinc finger protein XlCGF46.1-like. Bases 115 to 1290 code for a protein of 391 amino acids. The record is from RefSeq and is a predicted model, not a curated record. NCBI's taxonomy places the organism in Eukaryota, Metazoa, Arthropoda, Insecta, Diptera, Culicidae. The transcript is spliced from 2 exons.
GAAGCUUUGUUUCAGUGUAGUUUGUUUUGAUUAUGAAAAGUGUCGUGCGUGGUUAAAAGAGGAAGCUGGUAAAUUAACUUUUAAAAUAAUUGGCUUAUAUACCGUUAUUGUACUAUGAUUUCAAUUCAGGGUCAACUUGUAGAAAAGUACCUGACACCAGACGAAAAACAAAAGAUCAAAACCGAACCUCCAGAUCCUGAAGACGAGGCUAAACCUAUAACGAUUGCUUGCGAUCCAGUCUUAAUCAAACGAGAAGAUGAUUGGAAUGAUAGUUUAUACGCAUCAGAAGAAACCAUGGGUCAGUUCCACGCACAAGCUUCAACCAACUCCGGUAUACUGGACACUUCCGAAGAAGGCCCCGGUUUCAAGAUAAAAACCGAAAAUACGGCUUCUAUGCUACAAGAAAAUUUUACCUGCAAUUUCUGCCAACAACAGGUUCCCUUGACUAACAAAGCAUCUCACCUAUGGUUACACAAUCGGAUGAAGAAUGCAGAAAGCACUGAAAGUGCUGAAAGUGCGACUUGUCAGCUUUGCAAUGUUACAUUCAAACGACCUAGGAACUGUGCCAUACACCUGGCGAAUUUUCACGGAAUUCUUAAAACGACGUGGGCAAGAAAAGAGUACCCCGGUUGGUCACAUGUAUGCCAUCACUGCAAAUACCACUUCCGCUGGAAAGAACUGAUAUGGUAUCAUAAAUGUGAUCGAUCUGAGCAAGCAAAUGACCACCUUUCAGAAGGAAGUUUCGAACAAAACAAAUUUGUUGUGGAACAUCAUUCAAAAUAUGAAUGUGAAAAAUGUAAAAGUACUUUCAAAGUUAAACAAAUAUUUGAAACUCACAUAGAAACUUGCAACCAAGAAGCCAAACAUAAAAACGAAAUUAAAAUGCGCAAGAAAAAAGUCAUAGUCACAGAUCAGGACAAACAUAUCAAGGAAGGGGUGCAAUGUCCAGACUGUGGGCAGAAAUUUGCAAACAACAGCAAACUGGAGCGUCACAAUAAUGCCAUUCAUUUGCAGAUAAAACCAUUUGCUUGUGAACAAUGUCCAAAAAAAUACAGAGAAAAACGAGCCUUGGAGAAUCAUUUUGCUUCGAAGCACUUGGGAACACCUCGCUUCGAAUGUGAAUUCUGCGGGGAAAAGUUUAUGUCCUAUCACGGUUGUCUCUAUCAUCGGAAGAAGAAACACGCCGCCGAUCUGGAAACCCGAAAUGGGGGCCGCACACCGGUCAAGGAACUGUUCUCCAUGGACGGUUGCAAGAUAGUGGAAGCAGAUCUAGGGAACAUGGAACAUUGAACCGGAGCACCGGUAUAGUUAUGUAGGGUAGCGAAUGUGGCAAUAGAUAGGCGGGAGGGCAUCAUUAUUAGAACCAUAAAUGUAACAAGUUAACCUAUUACUUAUAACAGAAGACUUUUCUUUUGUCAAAUCAUGUCUUUUUCAUUUUCUCAUGUGAGUUAAAAAUAACAAGAGCGAAUUCAGUUCAAAACUUUAUUAAAAAGCAAGAGUAAAACUACAAAAAUAAUUAUAUUUACUAAUUGUUAAAGAACUUCACACUUGAUUUCGGGUUUUUCUCUCAAUAGUUUAAAUUAUAGAAAGAGAAAAUAUUGUUCAAUACAUUAU